AUGCAGGCUUCGGAGGAUGCGGGCAAUAAAUGGGUCUAUGUCAAAGUGAAGCGCAAAAAGUCCACUUUUUUCCUGCACAUCGACUUGACGGAGACCAUCCUAGAAGUGAAGGCCAAGCUUCAAGACUUAAUUCAGAAGGAUCCAAAAGAGAUGAAGCUUUUCAGAGAGGGCGCUGAGCUACAGGACUCCUUGACACUGGCUGACAGCAAGGUGGAGAAUGGCGAUACCCUCGCCCUCACUUUUGCUCUCCUUGAUGAGCCAAACAGCUUUGAGGAGAUUGACAUUACGCCACACGAUGGGGUAGGGGAGGAAUGA
Coccomyxa subellipsoidea C-169 is the source of this 315-nucleotide messenger RNA. RefSeq lists its product as hypothetical. The record is from RefSeq and is a predicted model, not a curated record. The coding region runs from base 1 to 315 and encodes 104 amino acids. Lineage: Eukaryota; Viridiplantae; Chlorophyta; Trebouxiophyceae; Coccomyxaceae. Gene Ontology annotation, molecular function: protein binding. The transcript has 3 exons.